CAUAAAUGAAACUAUUGCAGUAUAAAUGUUCUGAGCAGUUGUGGUUUGUGUCAUAUUGUAUAAGAACGUCAAGAUGUGGAGAUCUUUGGUGGUAUCCUGCUGUGUUCUGAUGUGUUGGGGAUCGGGAAUUCAAGCUGCGGUAAUACAGUGUACUCGUCCAAACGAACAUUAUGCGUGUGGCAGUGCGUGCCAAACGACCUGUGCCAACCUGGGCACCACGUGCCCCAUUGUCAACAUUAGGUGCAAUGACGCAUGUUACUGUAAUGACGGAUACGCCAGGAACGCCAAUGGGACCUGCAUACCUAUAGCGCAAUGUCCUAUAAACUCAAGAACCACAAUAAGUUCCCGAGCUGGAACACAAAAUUCUGUAACAACAACUCAGCGGCCUUUAAUACAGUGUACUCGUCCAAACGAGCACUACGAGUGUGGCAGUGCGUGCCAAACGACUUGUGCCAACCUGGGCACCACGUGCCCCAUUGUCAACAUUAGGUGCAAUGACGCAUGUUACUGUAAUGACGGAUACGCCAGAGACGCCAAUGGAACCUGCAUACCUAUAGCGCAAUGUCCUAUAAACUCGAGAACCACAACAGCUUCUCGAUCUGGAACACAAAAUUCGGUAACAACAACUCAGCGGCCUUUAAUACAGUGUACUCGUCCAAACGAACACUACGAGUGUGGCAGUGCGUGCCAAACGACUUGUGCCAACCUGGGCACCACGUGCCCCAUCGUCAACAUUAGGUGCAAUGACGCAUGUUACUGUAAUGACGGAUACGCCAGAAACGCCAAUGGGACCUGCAUACCUAUAGCGCAAUGUCCAUCAAACUCUCGGACAACUGCCCAGUCUAGUUUCCAAACCACUCAAUCACGUCCACAGAGAAACUCAGAAACUAACAAGCGUACUAAACAUUGUAAAAAAAGCAUUCGAAAACGUCGCGGAGAUAAGGAACCAGUACCCAUCUGUCACGGGCAGUACGAAGUCUACACGGACUGUUACAAGGACUGUCCACCAAACACCUGCCUGUCUCUGGUGGCGAGGUUCAAAUGUGAUGGGUCGGAGCCCUGCAAGCAAGGAUGCGUCUGCAAGCCAGGGUACCUGAGGCAGGAAGCCGGAACACCUUGUAUACCGAUACGAGAUUGCAAGGAGAUGCAAAAUGUUCUACAAUCCUAAUUUAACGUUAUACCAAAGAUGUAAUAAGUCAGCCAUGUAAUAAUAAAGGUUUUAUGUGUGUAUAUAAUGGUUAAAAUACUCUUAACAAGCACGGCUCCGGCAAGACGUUGUUUCAAAUUGUGGCUACCGCUAACUGUCAGCGUGCUUACCACUCAAGGGACCGCGCGCUGGCCACCCGCCUUCGCCUUUUUGUAUUGACGUUAUAAAAUAUACCAUACGAUAUACGAUUUAAAGUUCAAAUUUAAAUGAGAGGUAAUUGCUGGAGCCGUGCUCGCUAAGUGUGUUUUGGCCUGUUUUGACUUAAUAAAUGUAUAAUCUGUUAGGCAAUGCCACUUAUUUUUAAAGUAUUAAGUUUACCAUUGUAUACUUGUACAAGAAGUGUAACAUAAAUAAAUAAUCAAAAUAAAAAAGUUGUUCUUUA
Messenger RNA from Spodoptera frugiperda (fall armyworm), 1589 nucleotides. RefSeq names its product SCO-spondin-like. The transcript is spliced from 12 exons. The coding region runs from base 74 to 1168 and encodes 364 amino acids. Lineage: Eukaryota; Metazoa; Arthropoda; Insecta; Lepidoptera; Noctuidae. The record is from RefSeq and is a predicted model, not a curated record.